This is a messenger RNA of Symbiodinium sp. CCMP2592, 759 nucleotides long. NCBI's taxonomy places the organism in Eukaryota, Dinophyceae, Suessiales, Symbiodiniaceae. The record is from the annotation of a GenBank genome assembly.
AUGGCCAGCCUCGCCUUCGUCUCUCCUGCUGCCCGCGGGCCAGUUUUGCUGCACUCGCCGUCGACACAGGUUCCAGCCCCUCCGCGCGAAUGGUUUGGACCUUUCGGCCUUGCCUUGGCUGCUGCUCCCGUCGUGAUGGCAAAGGUCACCCGCUCGACACGCACUUCGCGUGUUCAAGCACGGGCCGGGAAGAAGGAAGGGUCGGAACCUGCCUUGUCGAAGCGAAAGCGCAACGACCCGCAGGAUAUCACCUUGCUGGACAUGGGGACAGGCUUCACAGUAGGUGAAGACUUGAGCCGCCUUUCGAGAAUCACUGUGAAGACUGGCCGCGAGCGUGUCAAGGAGCGCUGGGUUGUGCGUAACGCGGACCAGAAGGAAGACGAGACGAAAGAUCCAAAGGAGCUCAUCAGCGAGGUGGCAGCGGAAGUCAAUGGGAUGGACGAGGCCUUUCUUUCAGAGCUGGUCGAGAUGACGUCGGUCCAGCGUGCUGAUAUGAUCGAUGAACUCACACGCAAAGCCUUCAUGCUCAUGGAGGCCGGCGAGAUCAGCGAAGCUAAGGAACACCUCCAACGUGCCACGAGAAUCGGCGAAGCUUUCGAGCGAUUGAGUCAGGAGCUGGAAGUCGUACGGGAGAAGAAAGGCACUUCCAAGACGGAGACAGAGGUCGUCAUGGAAUUGCGCAAGGAGUUGCACCAGGAGGAUUUCAGCAGGAUCUUCGGCGCCCAAGCCAGACUUGCCCGCUUCAUUGGGGGAAUGUGA